Prorocentrum cordatum is the source of this 790-nucleotide messenger RNA. The record is from the annotation of a GenBank genome assembly. NCBI's taxonomy places the organism in Eukaryota, Dinophyceae, Prorocentrales, Prorocentraceae.
CCAGGGGCCACUACCUCGGCAUCUGCAAGCCCUGCGCCUUUGUCUUCAAGGGUGGCUGCAGCUCCGGCACCGUGUGCGGGUUUUGCCACCUGUGCCCGCCAGAGGACAAGAAGCUCCGCAAGAGGCUGUGGAAGGAGCGGAGGACCCGGGACACGCCUGACCUGGGGCCAGGGGCCCCUCCUGAGCAGCACCCCCUCGGCGAGGAGGGCCGCCGGAGCCCUGCGGGCCGUCGUGGGCGCCGCCACGGAGGCCUGAGCCGCCCUCUCUCUCUCUCGGGGCAGGGCUCGCAGCGCGUGCGAGGCGGGGGUUCGUACACGGAUCGGGGGAUUCGAGGCUGGUUAUCAUUUUCCUGGCGGCCCCGUCAAGCCGACCCGAGUCCCCCGAAUCCGAGGCUGACGCGUCCUCGGCUUUCGUGCGGCGCCCCGGCGGUCAAAGCACGUCGGGGCGCCGGUGUUUUCAAGCAUUUAGGAAUUCUUGGCGCUUCGCGUGUGCCCACAAGCCCAUCUCGGGGCUUUUGGUAAUUCUUGGCGCUUCGCGUAUGCCCACCAGCCCAUCCCAAGAGGGAGGGACGUGCUGUUCUUGCCCGAGUUGCUCCCGCCCCGCCCCCGGGGCGGCGCUCGGCCUCGGCCCUCCGCCGAGCACUGCGCCGCGGGGGGCCGAGGCGCGCACAAGGCGCGCUUCACGGGGCGCCCCCCCGGGCAGCCCGCAAGGACGCGCUGCCCGGCCGGCCCGCGCCGAAUUCGAGGAGGACGACGACGCCGCGGCCCGCGGCGAGGAUGGCGAAGACGUC